GUGGAAAAUACACUCCUUGCGUGGCAUUGUGAAAGUGGGCGGAGAUUAAGAGCCUGGUAGAGAGAAGAAGGAAAGAGGACACGCCACAUAUUGAAACGAUGGCUGCCAUCCGUAAAAAGCUGGUGAUUGUCGGGGAUGGAGCCUGUGGAAAGACCUGUCUUCUUAUAGUCUUCAGCAAAGACCAGUUUCCAGAAGUUUACGUGCCCACCGUAUUUGAGAACUAUGUGGCUGACAUUGAAGUCGAUGGUAAACAGGUGGAGCUGGCCUUGUGGGAUACCGCUGGCCAGGAGGACUACGACAGGUUAAGACCGCUCUCCUACCCAGACACGGAUGUCAUACUCAUGUGCUUCUCUAUAGACAGCCCUGACAGCUUGGAAAAUAUUCCUGAGAAGUGGACCCCAGAGGUGAAGCACUUCUGCCCCAAUGUGCCUAUAAUCCUCGUGGGCAACAAGAAAGACUUGCGCAAUGAUGAGCACACACGGAGGGAGCUUGCCAAAAUGAAACAGGAGCCUGUGAAGCCCGAGGAGGGGAGGGACAUGGCCAACCGCAUCAAUGCCUUCGGUUACCUGGAGUGCUCUGCCAAGACAAAAGACGGCGUGAGAGAGGUCUUCGAGAUGGCCACCAGGGCCGCGCUCCAGGCCAAGAAACGUGGCAAGAAAAACGCGUGCCUGCUCUUAUAGAAAACCUCCCCUUGUAGACAGGGAGGGAGACGUGGGGAGGGGGGUGACGAAGAGAGCAGGCGAGCGAGAGAGCGUGAGAAAGACGGGGAUGAGAGAGAGAGUACACAGAAAGGGAAAAAAACGGGAACGGGAUGGGAUGGAAUGGAAAGGGUGGGGUGGAAUCGAGUAGGUUUGUCUUUCUCAUGUGAACGCGUCGGGAAGGGGGGUUGGAAGAGCUUCAAGGUUUUCGGCUGCUCUGCACAGAGGCUUUGACCUCUAGGCUGCACCCCGAGUGCGGGGUGGUGGGUGUGGGGGGGAGGAACACAGACGACCAGCCGGGUCCUAAGAAGUGGCACACACUCACACUCUCGUAGUGCUUGGCUCAGUAAUAAACAGUAGUCAGAGGGGGUGGGACGGGACGGGAGGGGUAGGAAAAGACUUGUACUGGGAAUACACGGUUAUUAUUUUUCAGUGCUUUUGACUCCCAUAACAGCUCCCCUUCCUUUAUGUCCCCUACUUUUUAUACAUGGCUCCAUGAUAAUUGGCUCCCAUAGGUUUACGUACUGUCUCUAGUAGCAAGCUCAAAAAAGAAAAAAAAAGUAACGGUCAUGUUGUGUGUCCGAACGAUUGUAAGUACGUUUGUAUAUGUUUGUAUAUGAAUGUGAGUAUGUGAAUGCAAAUGUUGAAUCUAUAUGUUUCUCUUUUUUUUCCUGUUCAUCUGUUUCUUUGCGUGUGUGGCUGUUGACAGUCUGACCCUCUGAAUUUAAGCACAGGGAUGUAUGUCAACACUGCAGGAUGGGUUUGGCCUGUUAUUCUGCCUCCUCUCUGUUCGCUUCUCCUCUGGUAGCUGAUGUCACAGAAUAUUCUGGAUGUUUUUUUUUAAAAAUAUUAUUAUUAUUAUUAUUCAGAUAUAGUGAUCCAAACCAUUUGCAGUUCAGGUAUAUUUAAAAAUCUAUCAGCAUCUUUUUUUUUUACAUUUAGAUGUAAGGGCCGUUUUGCUCAUAAAAAGUUUGCGAGAGUGUGUUUUUAUAAGCUUGCCUGUGUGUAGAUUUUUAAAUGACUGCUUUGGUUUGAUCACCUGUUGCCCUUUGCUGUUCCGUGGAGAGGAGUAUAGCACAGUACUGUAUACCCAGAGUAACUGACACUCAAACAUUUAGUCUCUGUGUCAGGAAUGGUUAUGAUAUUUGUACUUGAUAUUAAAAGUUGCAAAUUGAAAAAAGGCAUUUUACUUUAAUGGCACGCUUUUCGAGUGGAAUUUCGGUGAGUCAGUGAUAUUCGUCUGGUUCUGUGUGCUGCUCCCUCCAUUCUUCUCUCUUUUUGAAUAUAAUGUUAAUUAUGAUUAGUAUUAUUAUUAUUACCAGUAAUAAUAAUAUUAUUGUCUAUUUUCUUUCAAUGCUCUUGAACUGUGUAUUUAACCCUGUGUGAAUUCUACUGGCCUUUCCUAAAGCAGUUACUACUCCUUAAACCAAUCUUCAGAAUCCUUAUCAUGAGAAAUGUUUAGAUUUUAAACCAUUGAAAGUGCAUAUUUUAUUGUUUUAAUUGGAAUUCAUUCUGAAGAGAUUAAUUGCAAAUGUGUUGUAUGAAAAAAUAUUCUGGUGCAUUUGACUUUUUGUAAAAUACAUUUCCAUAUACCUUCAAUCUGCUUAAAAGACUUAAAUAAAUUGAUUUAGUUUA
Molecule: messenger RNA, 2333 nt
Organism: Engraulis encrasicolus (European anchovy)
Lineage: Eukaryota; Metazoa; Chordata; Actinopteri; Clupeiformes; Engraulidae
Product: rho-related GTP-binding protein RhoA-C
Exons: 5
Coding region: 99-680 (193 amino acids)
Biological process (GO): small GTPase-mediated signal transduction
Cellular component (GO): cytosol
Molecular function (GO): protein kinase binding; GTPase activity; GTP binding
Source: RefSeq, a predicted model, not a curated record